AUGACUACUGUUGGAGGGGAUUACAGAGUGCUGCUGAAGUUAUUAAAAAACGAUGACCCUAUAUUUUUCUUCGGAAACGAUGACCCUAUAUUUUUCUUCAGAAACGAUGACCCUAUAUUUUUCUUCGGAAACGAUGACCCUAUAUUUUUCUUCGGAAACGAUGACCCUAUAUUUUUCUUCGGAAACGAUGACCCUAUAUUUUUCUUCAGAAACGAUGACCCUAUAUUUUUCUUCAGAAACGAUGACCCUAUAUUUUUCUUCGGAAACGAUGACCCUAUAUUUUUCUUCGGAAACGAUGACCCUAUAUUUUUCUUCAGAAACGAUGACCCUAUAUUUUUCUUCAGAAACGAUGACCCUGUAUUUUUCUUCAGAAACGAUGACCCUAUAUUUUUCUUCGGAAACGAUGACCCUAUAUUUUUCUUCAGAAACGAUGACCCUAUAUUUUUCUUCAGAAACGAUGACCCUAUAUUUUUCUUUGGAAACGAUGACCCUAUAUUUUUCUUCAGAAACGAUGACCCUAUAUUUUUCUUCGGAAACGAUGACCCUAUAUUUUUCUUCGGAAACGAUGACCCUAUAUUUUUCUUCAGAAACGAUGACCCUGUAUUUUUCUUCAGAAACGAUGACCCUGUAUUUUUCUUCAGAAACGAUGACCCUGUAUUUUUCUUCGGAAACGAUGACCCUAUAUUUUUCUUCAGAAACGAUGACCCUAUAUUUUUCUUCAGAAACGAUGACCCUAUAUUUUUCUUCGGAAACGAUGACCCUAUAUUUUUCUUCGGAAGCGAUGACCCUAUAUUUUUCUUCAGAAACGAUGACCCUAUAUUUUUCUUCGGAAACAAUGACCCUAUAUUUUUCUUCAGAAACGAUGACCCUAUAUUUUUCUUCGGAAAUGAGGAGCCUAUAUUUUUCUUCAGAAACGAGGAGCCUAUAUUUUUCUUCAGAAACGAUGACCCUAUAUUUUUCUUCGGAAAUGAGGAGCCUAUAUUUUUCUUCAGAAAUGAGGAGCCUAUAUUUUUAUUUAGAAAUGAGGAGCCUAUAUUUUUCUUUGGAAAUGAGGAGCCUAUAUUUUUCUUUAGAAAUGAGGAGCCUAUAUUUUUCUUCGGAAAUUAG
Molecule: messenger RNA, 1107 nt
Organism: Xenopus tropicalis (tropical clawed frog)
Lineage: Eukaryota; Metazoa; Chordata; Amphibia; Anura; Pipidae
Exons: 2
Coding region: 1-1107 (368 amino acids)
Source: RefSeq, a predicted model, not a curated record